UCAGACAAAUUACCCAUGAUACAUUGCAGUUUUGAUCCUCGCACACGGCUGUUGCAUUCAUACAGCGCCCAGCUACCGUGCGCAGAUCACAGGUGUCCCAGUCUGCUCUGUGGUCAGGAUGGGGGUGAAGGAGCGUCCUCAGUGCUACUUUGAUGUGGAGAUCAACAGAGAACCAGUUGGACGUAUAGUCUAUCAACUGUUCUCCGAUGUCUGUCCCAAGACUAGCAAAAACUUCCUCAGUUUGUGCACUGGUGAGAGAGGAACUGGAAAAAGCACAGGGAAAAAGCUGUGUUUUAAAGGCUCCACAUUUCACAGAGUUGUAAAGAACUUCAUGAUACAGGGAGGAGACUUCACCGAGGGCAAUGGAAGAGGAGGGGAAUCCAUAUAUGGAGGCUACUUUGAAGACGAGAACUUUAUUCUCAAACACGACCGAGCUUUCCUGUUGUCCAUGGCCAACCGCGGCAAACACACCAACGGGUCCCAAUUCUUCAUAACCACCAAGACAGCACCUCAUCUCGAUGGGGUCCAUGUGGUGUUUGGCCUGGUCAUCUCAGGCUUUGAGGUGAUCAAGAGGAUUGAGGGUCUGAAGACGGACGGAGCCAGCAGGCCGUACGCUGAUGUUAGGGUGAUGGACUGUGGUCAGCUCAUCACUAAGUCAGCCAACGAUGUUCUGGAAGGAAAGAGGAAGCGGCGGUCGCAUUCUGCAGACUCCUCCCUCAGUUCUCCCGGCUCCUCUCAGUUCUCCUCUCUGGAGUCUGGGAGUGAAUCUGAGGAGAAGCACCACCACCACAGGCGAAAGAGACACUCCAAGAGCAAACGCUCCAAGAAGAGGAGGAGAGAGAGGGAGGUGAAGAGAGAGGGUCACACUGACAGGGUGGAGCCUGGUCUAAAGGGCCCUGUGGAUGGAGGGAUGGUGGCGGUAGCUGUGGAGGAGGAGGGUGGAGGGAAGGAGCAGAGUGGUUUGAAGAGAGAGAAACCAGUAGUUCGUCCAGAGGAGAUCCCUCCUGUUCCUGAGAACCGCUUCCUAUUGAGGAGAGACCAGCCGGGUCAGGAGGACCAUCCAGACACAACUAAGCCAGAGGUCUCCUCCCUUCCCAAUGACCUGAAGCAGUCAGUCACCAAGUCUGGACGCAAGAUCAAAGGCAGAGGGACAAUGAGGUACCACACCCCGACGUGCUCUAAGUCGCACUCGGCUUCGGAAGAGGAGGGACAAGGAAGCAGCGAAACUCCGCCCCACUGGAAGGAGGAAAUGCAGAGAACCAAGACCUACCAGCCACCCAGCGUAGAGAGAUGGAGCCGAGGAGACAAAUGGGAGGGAGAACGCAGCAGGAGUGACUCCCCAUGGUCCCAGUCCCCGGAGUGCUCCUCAGGCCACAGCUCUGACCGCUCCAGCCAGCCCCGCCCACACAGGAAGGAGAAGAAGAAAGCCAAGCGCAAGAAGGCCAAGAAACGCAAACAUGCCAAGAGACAAAAGAAGGAGUCCACCAAGAGCAAAGAGCCCAAACAGUCGCCCGUCCGAGAGGGUCAGGGGACAAAUCCUGGUGAUAUUGAGAGAAGGUCCCUCUCAGUGUCCCGGACCCCUUCCGCCCACAGACGCUCCCCCAGAAAGCAGUGCUCCGGGUCGGGCAAGCGGCGUCACUCCUCCCCUUCAUCCAGAGACUCCAGUUCCUACACACCUAGCCGCUCCAGAUCCAGGGGCAGGUCUGUGUCUUACUCCCAGUCCAGGAGUCUGUCUCACUCCAGAAGCAGGUCUCUAUCUAUGUCAAGGUCCACAUCCAGGUCUCGAUCCAGAUCCCGGUACAGAUCCAGGUCCAGGUCUUUGUCCCGGGUCAGGAGGAGAAAGGCAACCAGAUCCUCCAAGAAGUCCAAGAUGGCUGACGUCAGCAGGCUAAAGCCAGACACCUCAGCCGCAGGGGCAGUGAAGGGUGUAGAGACCAAAGCCCUCCCUGCCACCCCAGCCCCUGAGAACGCCCCUGUCAUACCCAUGAGUGAGCCCCCUCCCUCACGCUGGAAGCCCGGCCAGAAACCGUGGAAACCCUCCUACGUCCGAGUCCAGGAGGUCAAGACCAAGACGACUCCAGCCUGCCUGUCCCCCAUAGGCCCCACAGCUCCCAGUACAUCUGAUAACCACCCAGAUAACUCCCACCUGGAAAAGAGCCGUGGCUCUAAGAGCCACAGACACCAGAGACGAUCACCCAGCGGCUCCUACAGGAGCAGGUCCUACAGCCGGUCUCACAGUCACUCCAGGAGUCACUCCCGGUCCAGGAUACGGUCACCAGGUCCCUACUACAGCAGAUCCUCCUCCUACAGCAGGUCAGACUCCUAUGACUCUCACAGGAGAGGCCUAGACAAGACCUUAGACAAGACUAUAGACAAGGGCUGGAAACAGUACUACAGCUCUCUGAAGCGGAUCAAGAACCUGGAUAAGUACCUCAAAGCGCCUGACUCCCAGAUCAACAUGUUUUCAUCUGAAUCUGAGGACGGAACAGACAGCGAACACAGUCCUGGGCCCAGGCAGAAUGGCUCCAAGGGACCAAAGCUCUUUGGCAUCUUAUCAGAAGACCGACGUCAUCAGGAAACGGAAGCAAAAAGUCUGAAACCAAACCAAAAGUCCUUGGAGGAACCCAGCAGUAGGUCAGAGUGGGACAGUGACGGGGAUAAACUAGGCAGAAAGACCAGCCUGGUGAACAACCAGAAGCCUGAUGUUAGGUCAGCAGAGAUUCCUGACCAGAGACUAGGAGCUCUCGCUGGGUGGGACUCUGAGAGCGACUCUGAGAAGGUGCUGCCCAAGAUGGCCACCACCGAGCCCAAGGUCUUCCUGUCAGAGAAGGAGGAGGGCGAGGCCAGCUCCGAGUCAGAACAUGAACACCAUGUACGGUCACACAGCAAGAUGAACAAAGCCCCUGGAACCUCUGUGUUGCUGCUUCCUGCACCUGUACAUAAUGCCACCCCAUUGGAGGGGAGCCCUGAGAAGGGCCCCGAGGCAGAGAGACACAAGAGCAGGAAGAAGAACAAACGUAAACACAAACGCAAGAGGAGGAGCUCUGCCAAGUCUGGCUCCACCAGGUCAAAGGUCAAGUCAAAGCGGUCCAAGAGGAAACACCAGAAGCUGAAGGAGACAUUCCACUGGCAGCCGCCAAUGGAGUUUGGAGAGGAUGAGGAGGAGGAUGAGUCCCAGAAAGAGAAACGUCUGGAGCAAAAACAUACUGCUGUAAAGGAUAGUCCUCAGAGAGCUGUCAGGGGAAGACCUGGCAAAUCUCCAUGUCUGGAAAAGGAGGAGAUAAGUCCUGCUUCGCCCAACAGAAACGGUUCCGUACAGCCAAUUCCUCACAGAGUGGAAGAUGCAGCAGAGAUUACCAAAGAACUGAAAGCUAAACCAACUGCCAACUCGAACCCAAAACACUCAAAACCUCAGGACCUCACUGCUAACCUGCCAAAGAUGGAUCAGCCAGAGAUGGUAGACGAUAUGGAGAUCUGCACCCCAGAACAUGACCUCCCUGACCCCACUACCGAGCCACCAGGCCUUCCGGGCCAACAGGCACCAGAUAUCAGUCUGAAAACACUGUCUCCUCUGAGUCGCUCCUUAAAGAAGGGAGACAUGUUUCUCUCACCUGUUAAAGAUCCACAGUGUACAGCAUCUCUGCCAGCUGUGAUGCUAGCUAGUGGGGAGCAGCAGGAAACUGUCGACCCUAAAUGGAAGCCUCUAAAGGGGAUGGCUGCUCUGCAAGCCCUGAACCCAAACCCCUCCCUGGCUCGUCUGCUCCCCACCAGACUCCCGGAGCACAGUGGGCCCCGGACCCAGCCCCAGGAAGGCAUCAGGCCCCAGGGCAGCAGGACCCAGAGCCAAGGCGGGAGGACCCAGGGGGGAGUCAGCAUCCAGAUCAAGAGCCAGAGCCGGGUGCGUCCUGGGUCGCUGUUCGACGAGGUACGGAAGACGGCCAGACUGAACCAGAGGCCCAGGAACCAGGACAGCAGUUCCAGUGAGGAGAGGUCUCAGUCUGCAGCUGGAGCCGUGGGAGGGGCCACGGAGGAGGAGCGGGGAAGCAGGAGGUCCCGGUCGGGGUCUAGCCCCUCCCACAGGUCCAGAGGAAGAUCCCCCUCCUCCAGCCGCUCCAGGAAUAGAUCGCGCUCCUCCAGCUACUCCUCCAGGAGUCGGAGCAGGAGCAGGAGGAGGUAUCCCAGAGGGCGCUCCCAGUCCCGCAGCAUCACCUACCGCAGCUACAACAGUCAUAGUCGGACCUAUAGUAGAAGUAAUUCCAGAAGCCGUUCUUAUGAUCGACGCAAGAGAUCCAGGUCUGACUCCUAUGACACUUACUCCAGUCGGAGUCGUAGCCGCAGCUCCAGCAGGAGGCGUGGGAGAAGGAGUGAUAGCUCCAGGAGCUCCAGGUCUUACCACUCCUCUAGUCGCAGCUCCUCCCGACACUGGAGUCACAGUGGAAGAUACAGUUGAGCUGGAUCAUGUCUGUUACCAUCUCUGUCCUGAUGACUGAUGAUUCAUGAGUCUGUUUCUGUCCUGAUGAUUCAUGAGUCUGCUUCUGUCCUGAUGACUCAUGAGUCUGCUUCUGUCCUGAUGACUCAUGAGUCUGUUUCUGUCCUGAUGACUCAUGAGUCUGUUUCUGUCCUGAUGACUCAUGAGUCUGUUUCUGUCCUGAUGACUCAUGAGUCUGUUUCUGUCCUGAUGACUCAUGAGUGUCUUGG
Oncorhynchus nerka (sockeye salmon) is the source of this 4698-nucleotide messenger RNA. RefSeq names its product natural killer cell triggering receptor (gene nktr). Gene Ontology annotation, molecular function: peptidyl-prolyl cis-trans isomerase activity. Gene Ontology annotation, biological process: protein peptidyl-prolyl isomerization; protein folding. The record is from RefSeq and is a predicted model, not a curated record. Lineage: Eukaryota; Metazoa; Chordata; Actinopteri; Salmoniformes; Salmonidae.